Molecule: messenger RNA, 1587 nt
Organism: Penicillium manginii
Lineage: Eukaryota; Fungi; Ascomycota; Eurotiomycetes; Eurotiales; Aspergillaceae
Product: MFS transporter
Exons: 5
Coding region: 1-1587 (528 amino acids)
Biological process (GO): transmembrane transport
Molecular function (GO): transmembrane transporter activity
Source: RefSeq, a predicted model, not a curated record
AUGGAGGCAACUCAUUCAGAUCACACGCAUACCAACGCAACAAGUCGAACUGCCUCGAUUGGCUCUGGUCCUGGCCAGGUCGACUAUCUCGACCUUCCCGUCCGCGAAUUGAACGAUGGCGCCGACCUUAGCGAAUACACUACCGAGACACGAACUGGGGAGAUCAUCAAACCUAUCAAAUCAAAUGCCACCGGUAAAAUGGAGGAUUGGAAAUUGGUUACAUUCACCAUAGAUGAUCCUGAGAAUCCCAAAAAUUGGUCAAAGGCAUACAAGUGGUAUUGCACCAUGGUUGUUGCCUUUACUUGUUUUGUCGUCGCAUUCGCCAGCAGUGUCAUCACAGCUGAUUUGGAGGGCCCGAUGGAAGAUUUCGGAGUCUCUCGUGAAGUCAGUCUUGUAGUUGUCACUGUAUUUGUUGUUGGUUUUGGUGUCGGUCCCAUGGCCUUUGCCCCAAUGUCCGAAAUGUUCGGACGACGCCCAGUAUAUGCGCUCACCCUUCUCAUUGCCGUUAUUUUCAUCAUCCCAUGUGCUGUCUCGAAGAACAUUGGAACUCUGAUCGUGUGCCGAUUGAUCGAUGGAAUUGCUUUCAGUGCCCCGAUGACGCUAGUCGGCGGUACUUUAGCCGAUCUAUGGAAAAGCGAGGAACGGGGAGUCCCCAUGGCGGCAUUCAGUGCUGCUCCUUUUAUUGGCCCUGCAAUCGGUCCCCUUGCAGGCGGUUUCCUCGGUGACAACUGCGGCUGGCGCUGGCUGUACUGGCUUCAACUAAUUCUGUCCUUCGUUGCUUGGGUUCUCAUUACUUUCACUGUGCCCGAGACCUAUGCUCCUAUUCUUCUCCAAAAGCGGGCCAAGAAGUUGCGAGCAGAGGAAAAUGACCCCAAGUAUACUACCGAGGCUGAGCUCGACCCUCGCCCCAUGGGACAGAAGCUACGCAUCUUCCUUUUCCGACCUUUCCAGCUCCUUUUCCUCGAGCCAAUCGUCUUCUUCAUCGCCCUCUACAUGUCUGUUUUGUAUGGCUUGCUUUAUAUGUUCUUUGUUGCAUACCCGAUUGUCUAUCAAUCAGGCAAGGGCUGGAGCGCUUCCAUGACAGGUCUCAUGUUUAUUCCUUUGGCUAUCGGUGUGCUCAUGAGUGCUGCCUCCAGAAAUAUAAUGGAAAGCCCCCCCGCUGAAAUGCGUCUCAUCCCAAUGAUGUGGUCGUGCUGGCUCAUUCCUGUUGGCCUCUUCAUCUUUGCUUGGACCUCAUACCCUCAAAUCCACUGGUUCGGACCCGCUAUUGGAGGAUGGCCAGUUGGUUUCGGUUUCAUUUUUCUCUAUAACUCUGCCAACAACUACUUGGUCGACACAUAUCAGCAUCAAGCCGCAUCGGCCUUGGCCGCGAAGACAUUUUUGCGAUCCAUGUGGGGUGCCUCCACCGUCCUUUUCACUGAGCAGAUGUAUAAUCGCUUGGGAUACCAAUGGGCAAGCUCUCUUCUCGCAUUUAUUGCUUUGGCUUGCUGUGCAAUCCCAUAUGUCUUCUUCUAUAAAGGAGAGGCUAUUCGUCGUUUCUCGAAGUAUGCCUUUGCCGACGACGAGGAACAAGCUGUCAAGGCUUAA